CUAGGUUAGAUCAUCAGAUUUGCUAACUUGCUACGCCUUAUCCACCUAUCUGUUUUCCACUCAAAUUCAUUCCAAAAUCUAAAAUAAUUUCCGAUUAAUUCAUCACUCGGUUUAAAUUCGUUCUUGAAAUUGUGGGAAUUUUCUUCUUCAACUUAUCAAUUUCAUCGAUUAAUAGACAAUAAGCAUUGCCAUACCGAUACUUCGAAGAAUUCAUUCACGGCGCAUCAGAAGCUAUCAAUGAGGAAUGGAGUGAGUUUGCAUCCAAUGUGUCUGCCUGGAGGACAAGGGAUUUUGCACCCUUCUCAGCUUUCUCACAUGGAGAUUGAUUUUGACGAUGCCAGUGGUUCCUAUGACAUGAACAUGACUACUGAACUUAAUACUAUACCAGUAACAUCAAAUACUACAUUAAAUCUUCCCAACCAAUGUACGUCCUCAGUAAAGCCUUCCUUAGCCACUGUUCCUAGUCCCAGCAUUAUUAAUUCAGAGGCCAUGUCAUUCGGCCUUGAAUCAUGUAUGCCUGGUAGCUUUCACCCUUAUCAACCUCGCAAUCCUCCUCGGGCUGUUGGUAGAGAAAGAAGCAUGCCUCAUGAGAAAAAAGGUGUCAAUUAUAUAGAGACAAAAUCUUUAAGUGCUGUGACUACAUCUACGAGGCUAGGGCACAACUCUGUUCAAGAACGGAUGCAGCAAAAACAUGCGCCACAAGAGACCCAUCUCGAGAAUAUAUCGGGACAGAAUCUGCUGGUUUCUAGUAAUUUUAGUGGGUAUAAAGCAAAGGUGUUCGGGUUCGAGGUCCAAGGCGAAUUCCCAAGACAUGCUCACACACCAAUCUAUUGUUGCCCCUUAACCUUCACCCCACAUUUCACCUUACCCUUCACCACAAACCAGCAGCCGCACCACCACCAUCACCCACCAAUUUCACCCACCUAACAACUCCCCUGCUCCAGCAAUAACAGCAGCCGCCACCAACCUCCAACCAUAGCAGCACUUCCCAGCUGAUGUCAACCCCAAAUCAGCCCACCAAUUAACUGCACUAACCUCCACCAUCACCCACCAAUUCCACUCCAGCUCCCACGCAACCAACACCCCGCAACAUCCCUCACAUCAACCACUCUCACCAGCCACGCAACCACCAACCAAAUCAGCCCACCAAUUAACCGCAUCAACCAACACCAACACCACCAAUCAGAAUUCAGAACUCCCCUGCUCCCUCGACCUUUCACACAUACCUCCACCAACAGCAGUAACUCAAUCUUCAGCCACCUAAACCAGCCCACAUCAAUCUCUAUCGCAAGCCAAACAACAGGAGCAGCCCCUACUGCCCUUAAUCAUCUCUCACAUCACCUUACCUCCGUAUCCACCACCAGCCGCACCACAAUUCUCAAUCACAACCCGUCAACAGCCGCGUCAACAAUUUACAGCAACAAAUCAGCCACCAAUUGCAACCCCAAAUCGCCCAAGCAACAGCCCCAAUUUAGAGUAAAUCACAAAUUGAUCGGGUUCGGGCAAACCAUUGAGGAGUUCGAUCGAAGUGCAAAAAAGUGUUAAAACAAUCAGGAACUUUUGAAGUUGUCUAAAUUGAAUAGGUGUGGUCGAACAUACCCAUGGUUCGACCGAACCAACCCCUUAGUUCGGUCGAACCUACCCGAGGUUUGAUCGAACCAUUUCACGAGCAUCACACGUGAUUUUAAUGAAGAUCAACCGGUCUAAUAAUGAUGAUGAUGAUGCAAUUGGUGAUGAUAGCCAUUGAUUUGGAGCAUUGAUUAUGAUCAGAUGGUGGUGAUUCAAUGAUGAUGGUUAAUGAUGGUGGUAUGAUGAUCACAAAUCAGAGCAGCCAUAGAGAUCGAAGAAAAGGAAUGGAGUCUUAUUGUUUUGUGAGGGAUUUGGGUUUUUAUUAUUUUCUUUUCUUUUUAUUUUUAUUUCCUUUUUCCUUUCUCUUUUCUUAUUUCUUUUUAAUUCCUUUUCUUUCUUUAUUUAUUUCCUUCUUUUAUUUUUCUAUUUUUUCCUAGCUUAGUAUAUAUAUACCCAUUUUUGGGGUAAUUAGAAAAGGGGGAGAAAAACAAUUACCAUUUAUUCUACUCUCUAAUUAGUUUUUAGGGGAGCUUCAUUCUCUCUCUAGGUUUAGGUUAGAAUUAGAUUAGUUUAGAGAGAG
Messenger RNA from Chenopodium quinoa (quinoa), 2149 nucleotides. RefSeq lists its product as uncharacterized. NCBI's taxonomy places the organism in Eukaryota, Viridiplantae, Streptophyta, Magnoliopsida, Caryophyllales, Amaranthaceae. The coding region runs from base 238 to 927 and encodes 229 amino acids. The record is from RefSeq and is a predicted model, not a curated record. The transcript is spliced from 6 exons.